Dermacentor silvarum is the source of this 1356-nucleotide messenger RNA. RefSeq names its product cytochrome P450 2J3-like. The record is from RefSeq and is a predicted model, not a curated record. The transcript is spliced from 8 exons. Gene Ontology annotation, molecular function: monooxygenase activity; iron ion binding; heme binding. NCBI's taxonomy places the organism in Eukaryota, Metazoa, Arthropoda, Arachnida, Ixodida, Ixodidae. Bases 1 to 1356 code for a protein of 451 amino acids.
AUGAAUGGCAUAAGCCCCAACGUGUUCUGCGCCAUUGUAUCGGUGUACGAGCGCUGCUCCAAUGCCUAUCCCACUGGCGUCAAGUAUGGAUUUCGGAUAAAACUGGCCUUCACAAACGUUGUUGUCCUUGUGGAUGACACGUCCAUUCAGAAGUACCUGUGCAAGAGAGAGAUGCUGAAUCGUCCCUCUAACUGGACAGUCCAAAACAACAGCAAAGGGAUCGUGGCUCUGAGCGGCCAGGCCUGGAAGGAAAACAGGCGCCUGUGCAUGCAGAUCCUCGCCGACCUAGGAUACGGAAAGGAGUCCAUGCACAUCCGCAUUCAGGAAGAAGCACAACACCUGGUGGCCAAGAUUGCUGAAGCUGGAGGCAAGCCGGUACUGACGCGCGAGUACCUGCAGGCCAGCGUGCUGAACAACUUGGCCUUCUACCUAUUCGGUGACCGCCACGACCUGGAUGACCCAAGGCGGCGCCAGUUGGACGCUCUCGUGGCAGGCUUUUUCGAGUCCGGCAUCGACUUCUCCAUCGAGUGGCUGCCUGGCUGGCUGAGACGAGCAUCGCAGCGUCUCUUUCCCACGAUGCGCUGUUCCGCCGUCACGCGGCUUACCGAGGACGUCACCAGCUACAUGAGGCAGGAGAUAGAACGUCACCGCAUGAUGCCAGAAAGCCAACGCCAGAGAAGCUUGGUCGAUUCAUUCCUACGAGAAAUUGAAAAUCACGAACACGGCGACGUCACAAUGAGCCACCUGGUGGGCAACGUCUCCGACCUGGCGGUGGCCGGCACGCUGACCACCACGACGACCCUUCAGUGGCACCUGGUGCAGCUGGCCCUCCAGCCGAGCGGGCUGCAGUCGCAGCUGCAGCGCGAGCUCGACGCCGCCGUCGGGCGAGAGCGGCCGCCUGCGUGGGAGGACCGCGGCCGCAUGCCGUUCACCGUGGCCGCCAUCUGGGAGAUGUACCGCUGGAAGGUGGCCACGCCACUCGGCCUGCCCAGGGAGGCAGCGGAGGACACCUACGUUGGCAAGCACUUCGUGCCCAAGGGCACCGUGAUCCUGGCGAACAUGUGGGCAGCUCACAUGAACCCCGAUCGCUGGCAGCACCCGGAGAAGUUCCACCCUGCCAGGUUCUUGAAACCGGACGGGUCGGCGCCCCUUGCACGGCCCGCAAACAUGUUCCCGUUCGGCGUCGGGAAGCGCAUGUGUCCAGGUGAACCGUUGGCGCAGGCAGCGGUGUUCCUGUACUUGACGUCGCUGCUGCAGAAGUAUCGCAUCCUGCCCGAGGAAGGCAGCCAGCUGGACAUCGGCGGCGUCUUUCCCAGCAAGGUGGCGGCCGUCAAGCUGCGCUUCUUGCCCCGCUGA